UAUUGUGUUUAUCUUGAGCUGCAGUGUUGUGUCGUGAAUGGAUACAGCAGCGGUGUCGUUAACUAUUAUUACUCCUGUGUUGGACAUGGACUGGAAAACAUCUUAGUCUCUUAAUAUUAGUCAACUGCGGACAAAUGCAAAGAUGAAUAAAGGCUGGCUGGAGCUCGAGAGUGACCCAGGACUGUUCACUCUGCUGGUCGAAGAUUUUGGAGUCAAAGGAGUCCAAGUAGAGGAAAUAUAUGACCUGCAAAGCAAAUGUCAAAGCCCUGUCUAUGGCUUCAUCUUCCUGUUCAAGUGGAUUGAGGAACGUCGAUCCAGGAGGAAAGUUAACACUUUGGUGGAUGAAACCUCUGUCAUUGAUGAGGAAAUUGUAAAUGAUAUGUUCUUUGCUCACCAGCUGAUACCAAAUUCAUGUGCUACCCAUGCCUUGCUGAGUGUGCUUCUGAACUGCAGUGGCGUUGAGCUCGGCACCACUCUUAGUCGCAUGAAGGCUUUCACAAAAGGCUUUAGUCCAGAGAGUAAAGGUUAUGCAAUAGGAAAUGCCCCCGAGCUUGCCAGAGCACAUAACAGCCAUGCCAGACCGGAGCCCAGACACCUGCCAGAGAAACAGAAUGGGAUCAGUGCAGUACGCACCAUGGAAGCCUUUCACUUUGUCAGCUAUGUGCCCAUCAAAGACCGCCUCUUUGAGCUCGAUGGACUCAAGGCUUACCCCAUUGACCACGGGCCCUGGGGAGAGGAGGAGGAAUGGACUGAUAAAGCUCGGCGAGUUAUCAUGGAGAGGAUUGGACUGGCCACUGCUGGUGAGCCGUACCAUGACAUCCGCUUCAACCUGAUGGCAGUGGUGCCUGACCGCAGGAUGAAGUACGAGUCCAAACUGGAAAUUUUGAAGAGGAAUCGACAGACAGUUCUGGAGGGUCUACAGAAGAUGAUCCGGCUCACCCAACCUGAGCUGGUCCAUGACAAGAAGCAGCAGGACUCUUCCUCUCCUGGCGAUAGCACCGCUACAAUCAAGAAGGAGGCAGAUGUGGAGCCAGUUACAUCACAAGGGGCUGAUCAGGCUUCUUCAGAUUCAGUGGACGAGUCAGGAGGUCAGUCUAAAGAUGCCCCAAGUCGUUCAGGAAACACUAAGGUCAUGGGAAAACCACCAGUCCCUGCAGGAGGAGGCUCCCAGCAAGUCACCAGUCCCAACCCUAUUGUUCAACGCCUGCCUGCCUUCCUAGACAACCACAACUAUGCUAAAUCUCCAAUGCAGGAAGAGGAGGAUCUAGCUGCUGGAGCUGGUCGCUCUCGGAUACCGGGCCCUCCCAAACCACCGUAUUCUGAUGACGAAGAUGACUAUGAGGAUGAGGAUGAGGAAGUAACUGGAUCUGCAGGCACAUCAAACAGAUUUAGGCGGAAGGCCAGCCUACGUUCACGAACAGGACGUGUUGGGACUGGAAUGGAAAGCCAGAUUGCCCUGAGUGUCCUGGCUGAGAAACUGAAAAAGGAGGUCCAAAGGAAAGAUGCCCUAAACACACCUCUUUCAGUACGCACAGAGGGCCGCACCGGGGGCAUCUGUAUCACAUCUGCUUCACAGCCUUCCCCCACACCCAGCAACGAAAGUACCGACACAGCUUCUGAGAUCGGCAGUGCCUUCAACUCCCCGCUGCGCUCGCCUGCACGCUCCCAGGCCGCCACGCGCCCGUCCAGUCCAGUGGCUUCCCAUCUGUCUCGUGUGCUGUUUGGAGAAGAUGAGAUGCUGAGGCUAGACUCCAGACAUAACCGUGCUGUAAGAGAACUGGGUCCCUCUGUCAGCAUGGCCUUGCUACAUCUGCAGGAGGACGGAGUCAUCUAUGCUCUUCCUCCAUCUGCAGAUUUAGCUGCUGAUGGCACCAAGCAGCCUUCCACUCCUGAGAAGAUAAAAGACAAAGAGCAAGCAGGCCUCAAAGCACCAAAGGAAGAAGUAAACAAGGGAGAUGAGGGACCAUCAGUAGAGGUGAAAGAAGAGGAGAGCAAAGAUGGAGCAGAGGUGAAACCCAGUAAGGAAAAGCUUAACGCUACGGAAACUGCUACGGACAGCAAGCCCCCUGGGGAUAAGUACUCACCCAAAGAGCUGCUUGCACUGCUCAAGUGCGUCGAGGCAGACAUUGCCAAUUAUGAGGUGUAUCUAAAGGAGGAAGUAGAAAAGAGAAAGAAAUACAAAAUUGAUGAUCAGAGGAGGACCCAUAAUUAUGAUGAGUUCAUCUGCACCUUUAUAUCAAUGCUGGCCCAGGAAGGCAUGCUGGCCAGCCUCGUGGAGCAAAACAUUUCAGUGCGUCGUCGGCAGGGAGUGAGCAUCGGCCGCUUGCACAAACAGAGGAAGCCUGAUCGCAGGAAACGCUCAAGACCUUACAAGGCCAAACGCCAGUGAUUAUAAACAAUCAUAACUCCUGUGAGCACCAAGCAAUCAAAGUAAAGAAACUGCUGCACUCCUGAAACUCUCUCAUACAGGCAGUUUAAUGUUGUAUUUUAGCCAGAGCCUCCUCUUCUUCAUGAAACUGACUCUGUUUGGUCAGUUUUUUUUUUUAUUAUCACAUAUGUAUAUAUGUACUACCAUUUUAGUAUCAAUGUAAAUUUACUUCAUUUCUUGUGCCACUUCUAUCUCCCGUUUGUAAAUAUGAGAAAGGCAUGUCCCCAAUAAUGAACCUGACUGCUUUUUGUCUCAGAAGGGUUAUUAGUACAAUUUGAGUUAUUUGAAUCUCUUUUACGUGUCACAUAAUUACAAUUUGAUAACAAAAAGUCAAUAUUUCCUCCACUGUAUCCCUCACUGAUGUUUUUACGGUGCCAAUGAAGUAUUGAAUGUUUUGACAAAAACAGGCCAUGUGUUCCAUUCAUCAACAUCGUGUCAGUUUAUAUGUAUUCACUAUCAGUAAUUCACUAUAUAACAUUCAAGUAAUCUUUUAACAACAUUCCUCGUGAACAAUUUCAAACUUGAAAAGGAGACACAAUGCAUCUUUUCAUUGGAAUGCCUAUCAAGGAUCUCUCGCUGUGUAUGUAUUUCUUUCGAGAUCCUGCAAAUGAAAAACAAUCUCCUGUUAUUUUUGUACCUGAAAUGCACCUCAGAACGGAGUGAAAAUGAAGUUGCACUUGUGCAGUCGUGUGUUUUGUACAUAUGUAUCUGUUAAUUGGCUCAGCAUCACGUCCGUACACUGAGCUCACUUGUUCUUUGUGCUUGCCAAUUCAUACUUCAAUA
Molecule: messenger RNA, 3211 nt
Organism: Scomber scombrus (Atlantic mackerel)
Lineage: Eukaryota; Metazoa; Chordata; Actinopteri; Scombriformes; Scombridae
Gene: bap1
Product: BRCA1 associated protein-1 (ubiquitin carboxy-terminal hydrolase)
Exons: 17
Coding region: 143-2389 (748 amino acids)
Biological process (GO): ubiquitin-dependent protein catabolic process; protein deubiquitination
Cellular component (GO): cytoplasm
Molecular function (GO): cysteine-type deubiquitinase activity
Source: RefSeq, a predicted model, not a curated record